Messenger RNA from Ostrinia furnacalis (Asian corn borer), 3296 nucleotides. RefSeq names its product nuclear hormone receptor 3 ROR-beta (gene Hr3). Gene Ontology annotation, biological process: regulation of transcription by RNA polymerase II. The record is from RefSeq and is a predicted model, not a curated record. Gene Ontology annotation, cellular component: nucleus. The transcript has 12 exons. Bases 140 to 2494 code for a protein of 784 amino acids. Gene Ontology annotation, molecular function: nuclear receptor activity; zinc ion binding; RNA polymerase II cis-regulatory region sequence-specific DNA binding. NCBI's taxonomy places the organism in Eukaryota, Metazoa, Arthropoda, Insecta, Lepidoptera, Crambidae.
ACGCACAAUGACAUCACCCAAGUUUGUUCACCUCUAAAUCCUGCAGCUGAGUUGCAUACCGUGUGAUACAUGUGUUCAUUAGUCUAAAAUACGCAAUAAUUUUUCGACUGACUUUAGAGUCUGGUUAGUAUAAGUGAAAAUGGCUGGGAACAGGGAGAGCGAGCAGUUGACGAAUGUCAUCCAUCAUAUGGCGCCGGCAGAGGCGCAGGUCAGCGUGCAUCAGGUGCAGAACGCUUCGGGGACGAAGCGUCAUCAGAUCAUCAUCGAUAUAAAGCAGGACAUCGAUAUCGACGAGAUGUCGACCAGGUCUCUAGCAGAGAGCGUGAUGGAGACGCUCGGAGCGCGUUCCGCUGCUGUGUACAUCGACAACUCCCAGAUAUCAGGAGAGAACUCGGAUCUGGAAUCGUUGACGACUGUGAACGUGAUAGUGGCGAACGACCUCAGUCAGACGGGUACACAGAUGGAGGAGGACCCUCCCGAGCCUGCUGAGAGCUCAGGACUGUCCAAUAGGGCUGUGGACAAACCUGUCGAUAUAACAUCCGCGAGCACCGAGACGACGACGUCUACAACGAUAUCGAUCUCGACUGCCGCCACCACUACCGCGUCAGCCCAAAUCGAGAUCAUACCAUGCAAAGUGUGCGGAGACAAGUCAUCCGGGGUCCACUACGGGGUGAUCACCUGCGAAGGAUGCAAGGGUUUCUUCAGGCGGUCACAGAGCACAGUGGUGAACUACCAGUGCCCGCGGAAUAAGGCGUGCGUGGUGGAUCGGGUCAACCGGAAUCGGUGCCAGUACUGCCGGCUGCAGAAGUGCCUGAAGCUUGGGAUGAGCCGUGAUGCGGUGAAAUUCGGCCGUAUGUCCAAGAAGCAACGGGAGAAGGUGGAAGACGAGGUGCGGUUUCACAGAGCCCAGAUGAGAGCUCAGACUGACGCGGCGCCGGACUCUGUGUACGAUGCACAGCAACAAACGCCGAGCUCAAGCGACCAAUUCCACGGCCAUUACAAUGGCUACCCGGCCUACGGCUCGCCUCUGUCGUCAUACGGUUACAACAACGCGGGCCCAGCGCUGCCUUCAAACAUGAGUGGGAUGCAGCCAGCGCCGCCGCAGCCUCAGUCGUACGACGUGUCAGCCGACUACGCGGUCGAUUCGACCACGUACGAGCCGAAGCAGACCGGCUUUUUGGACACAGACUUCAUUGGCAACGACGAUCAACAAAAGGGGACGACCAUCGUCCGACCAUCUGGCUCCACCAGCACCAAUACCCAGACUACGGCGUCCACCACCAUCCGUCAGUCAGCCAUCAACGAGCUGCCCAGAACUAGAAUACAGGAGUUCGACAGAUAUGACCGUAUCCACUCGCCAACUGGCAGUGGAGUCAUAAAUAUCAAGCAAGAAAUCAAGCCAGAGACUUCAAUGGGAGUUGACAAUUUGGUCGCCAGUUACGUGGACUCCACCACCUUCCUGCAUAGUCCAUCGAACAUCCAACACAGUCCUAUGGACAUCCAGAAUUCUGUUCUCGUCACUGGUCAGAGCUCAGUCUCUUUGACAAGCGAGGAGUUGAGCCCUGACGACCUGACGUCCAGCAGUGGGCAUGGGAGACUGAUGGAUCCAUUGAACAUGAAUAUGAGUGGGAUGGGAAUGGUGAACCCCAAUGCCGUGACAAACAGAAGGCAUCAGGGAUCAAGCCAAAGUGGAUCGUCGACGAGCGAAGAGUUGCCUUCCGAAGGUGACAUCAGCAAGGUCCUGGUGAAGAGCCUGGCUGAAGCCCACGCGAACACCAACCCCAAGCUGGAGUUCAUCCACGAGAUGUUCAGGAAACCACCAGAUGUGUCUAAACUUUUAUUUUACAACUCGAUGACUUAUGAAGAGAUGUGGCUGGACUGCGCCGACAAGCUCACCGGGAUGAUUCAGAAUAUCAUUGAGUUCGCAAAACUCAUACCUGGGUUCAUGAAACUCACCCAGGACGACCAAAUACUGCUUUUAAAGUCAGGUUCGUUCGAGUUGGCCAUCGUGCGCCUUUCGAGACUGAUUGACGUGAACCGUGACCAAGUGUUGUACGGCGAUGUCGUUCUGCCGAUCAGAGAAUGCGUCCACGCGCGUGAUCCCCGUGACAUGGCUCUGGUGGUGGGAAUAUUCGACGCCGCGAAGACAAUAGCGCGACUCAAGCUGACUGAGACUGAGCUCGCGCUGUACCAGAGCCUCGUGCUUCUCUGGCCAGAACGACACGGCGUCCGAGGCAACCCUGAGAUCCAGUGCCUCUUCAACAUGUCAAUGGCUGCUAUGAGGCACGAGAUUGAGACCAACCAUGCGCCCUUGAAGGGAGACGUGACUGUGCUGGACACUCUGCUUACGAAGAUACCAACAUAUCGAGAGCUGUCCCUGAUGCACCUUGAGGCGUUAUGUCGCUUCAAGGCUGCACACCCACACCACGUUUUCCCGGCUCUGUACAAGGAGCUAUUCUCCCUUGACAGUGUACUGGACUAUACCCACGGUUAAGUCCCACGUACGCUGUCCACGGAAAAGGGCUCCAGGAUCGACAAAACGAUCCGCUACUGUCGUUUAGACUGCACGACAGUCCCAACAAAACCUCGGAUGUCCGCAACAAAACAUUGUUAACCUAUUUAUAAUUGUAUGUAUGUACUUUGAGACUGUUACAAGAUAUUUACGUAUAGGUACGUACGUACAAUAUUAAUAUUUAAAGUUUAUUUAACCUUCAUGAAUAUAAUUAGAUUCGUUGCGGCUGUUCGGGGUUUUGGAAUUUCAGAAUUAUAUUUUUUGUUACGGUUUUAUUUCUUAACAAAAUGAAACCUGUUUUCUGGAUCUUCGCAUGAGUAUACAAGAACCAAGGUUGUUGUAUGCUCAUAUGAAAAUAACGUAAUUAAUUAUCAUAAAUUGUAUGUAACUUUGAUGAAGAAAUAAUAAUUAUUAUAUAAAGAUAUAAUAAUAGAAAUAGAGUUUUUAUUAAGAAAUAAAUAAAGGAGUUAUAACGAUUGUAGCGAGGUAAUAUCACACUUUGUUUUAAGCGAUUCGUUAUAAUAAGUCUUUAUUUUUAACAGUUUUUUUAAAAAGAGAAUUGUAACUUGUUAUUUAUUUCAAAUGAUUAUAUUAUUGAUGUUUUUUUCCUUUUCAAUGUAGAUUUUGUAUAAGUUGUAAAUUAAGAGUAAACGAUACUGCCCAUUUAUGUAUUUCGUUAGCUUUUUGUUUUUUUAUAUUAAUAUAAACGAUUUUUAGUUCAAAAUCAAUUUAAUGAAUUGCGAACCGUUUUCGCGGUUCGCUAAGUCAGCCAUUUGAAGAAGAA